UCGGUAAUUCGGUCAGGUGUUCUGAGAAACCAAAACCCCCUCUCCAAACCGGGCUACGGCGGCGGCGGCGGCGGCGAGUUGUGAUGGCUGACGACGCGGAGAGCGAGCGAGCCGCUGCUGCGGCCGCGGGCGAAGGGCAGGCUCCGGCGAUGUCUAAAAGCGCGAGGAAGAAACUGAUGAAGCAGGAGCGGCAGGCGGCGCAGAAGGCGGCACGGAAGGCGGCGGAGAAGGAGCGCCGGCGAGCCGACAUAGAGAGGAGAAGGAGCGAGUGGGAGGAGGCGCUGGCCGCGGCGCCCUCUGAGGAGGCGCGAGCCGAGAUGGUGGAGGCGCGACGGCAGACACGGCGCGAGCGGGUGGGGCGGCGCGCAGAGGAGCGCGGCGCACGCGCCGAGCGGCUCCGCCGCGCGGCCGAGGGCGCCGGGCAGAAGGUUGUGCUGGACCUCGACUUCGGAGAUCUCAUGCGGCCGAACGAGAUUCACAGCCUCACGCAACAGAUCAUGUAUUGUUAUGCAGUUAACGGGAGGUCUGCAACCCCGGCUCAUCUAUGGUUGACAGGUUGUAAUGGAGAAAUGGCAACACAUAUUCAAAAGAUUCCUGGGUAUGAUAAGUGGAUGAUUGAGAAAGAGGCCAAGCCUUACCUUGAAGCAUUUGAAGAUUGUAAAGAAAACCUUGUGUACCUUACAGCGGACGCUGAGACUGUGCUUGAUGAUUUAGACAUGUCAAAAAUAUACAUCAUUGGUGGCCUAGUGGACCGGAACAGAUGGAAAGGUAUUACACUGAAAAAGGCGGUUGAUCAGGGGAUUCAAUGUGCCAAACUCCCUAUUGGAAAUUAUUUAAAGAUGUCUAGUUCUCAGGUUCUUACAGUUAACCAAGUGUUCGAGAUAAUGCUGAAGUUUGUGGAAACAAGGGACUGGAAGGCUUCGUUCUUUCAUGUGAUCCCACAAAGGAAAAGAGGAGAAGCUGAAGCUAGAGAUGAUGGGGCCAAUGUAAGCAUAAAUGAUGACGAUGCUGCCGAAUGGCCUGCAGAUGAAGGUGAUCUUGCCAAGGGUUUUGAUGAGGAAGUAGAUGAUGACGAUGGUGAUGAUGAAGAACUACAAGAGGCCGAGACCGAUGUGGCUAAGAAAAAGCAGUGUAUUAGACAUGAAAAUGGUGAGGCAGAGGACGCGUCGAUGAGGCCAGCUGACGAUCACUCUUCCGGUGCUGUAGCAGAGACGAAACCCACCGGAGGCCCUCUCCCCCAGACCGAGCAGAGUAAAGAAAGCAAUGGUGCCGAUGACUGAAGAAGACUCGGCUGCAGGUGUACGAUCACUGUUCUGUAGAAACUACUUUUGUUUAAUUACGGGGUACAUUGUUUGGAGCGCUCUCUUUUCGUGUAUCUCUGUCGUGUUUGACAACCUGCUAUUUUUAUUUAUGGCUAUAAGCAUAUAAGGUAGCCCUGAACCAGCUGCUGCUCCUGCAAGCAUUUGGCCAGUGAUUUUUGCCCAAUGGACUCCAAAACACCAAAUGUGAAUGCUUUCUUCUGAUUCGUGAACUCAGAAACAUACAUC
Messenger RNA from Oryza brachyantha (malo sina), 1547 nucleotides. RefSeq names its product tRNA (guanine(9)-N1)-methyltransferase. Gene Ontology annotation, cellular component: nucleus. Gene Ontology annotation, biological process: tRNA N1-guanine methylation. Lineage: Eukaryota; Viridiplantae; Streptophyta; Magnoliopsida; Poales; Poaceae. Gene Ontology annotation, molecular function: tRNA binding. The transcript has 3 exons. The record is from RefSeq and is a predicted model, not a curated record. Bases 84 to 1280 code for a protein of 398 amino acids.